AUGAAAGAACUUUCAUAUGUACUGGUAUUGAUUAACUAUGCAUCUCUUGUUGAUAGUUCAUCAUCAUCAUCAAAUACAACAGGUGGUCGACCUCAUUUUCCAGUUGUUCAAGUUACAUUUGAUCAUGUUUCAAAUGUAUUUGGUAUAUGUCUUUGGAUUCUACUUGGUAUUUUAGCUAAAAUCGUAUUUCAUUUAUCACAUCGUUUAACAAAAAAAUUUCCUGAAAAUUGCCUUCUUAUCAUAUUAGGUAUUGUUGUUGGCGUUCUUUUAUAUUUAACACAUCUUGAAGAAGAAAAACGAAUAUAUAUACUUAAUAGUGAUGUAUUUUUUCUAUUUUUAUUACCACCUAUUGUACUUGAAACAGGAUAUUUUUUACCAAAACGAGCUUUUUUUGAUAAUCUUGGAACAAUACUUUUAUUAGCUGUACUUAAUAAACUUUUUAAUACAAUGUGUAUUGGAUUAACAAUAUGGGCAUUUGGAAAAACAAUGUUAUAUGGUGGUACAAAAUUUGAAUUACUUGAAUGUCUUCUUUUUGCUUCAUUUAUUACGGCUGUUGAUCCAAUAGCUGUAUUAGCAACAUUUGUAGAAAUUCGUGUUAAUGACACAUUGUAUAUUGUUGUCUUUGGAGAAUCACUUCUCAAUGAUGCUGUUUCAAUUGUACUCUAUCGAAUGUUCGAAAGUUUUCUAACUAUUGGUCAAAAUAAUUUAACUCCAAAGGAUUUUUUUCUUGGUUUUGUAUCUUUUUUUGUUGUAACUAUUGGUGGUAUUCUUGUUGGUAUUGUAUUUGGUUUUAUGGCUGUUUUUAUGACAAAAUUUACCGAACGAACACCAGUUCUCGAACCAUUAGUUGUAUUUAUUUAUGCUUAUAUUGCUUAUAUCAUAGCUGAAAUGACUGGAUUAUCUGGUAUUCUAGCUAUAACAAUAUGUGGAAUGGUAAGUUAUAAAAGUAUGAAUAUUCAUAUUGAUUAUAAAUUAUUUAAGAUGAUGAAACAAUAUGUUGAAUAUAAUAUAACAAAAAAAUCCAUGGCAACUAUUGAAUAUGUUCUUAAAAUGGCUUCAAGUAUAAUGGAGACAAUUAUAUUUAUGUUUAUGGGCUUAACUACGGUGUCUGAACAACAAAUAUGGAAUACAGGUUUUGUUAUUGUUACUCUUCUAUCAUGUCUGAUAUAUCGAGCUAUUGGUGUUGCUCUAUUUGCUAAUUUAGCUAAUACUCGUCGUUUACUUGAAUUAACUCGUAUUGAUAUGUUAAUUAUGUCUUAUGGUGGUCUACGUGGUGCACUUGCAUUUGCACUAGCACUUAUAUUAGAUGAAAAUUUAACAUCAAGAAAAAAAGAAUUUAUAACAGCAUCUACUGUUGUUGUUCUGUUUACUGUUUUUAUACAAGGUACAACAUUAGGUCCAUUAGUUAAAUUACUUAACGUACGACGAAAACAAAUUGAAGAACCAACAAUGAGUGCAACGUUAACAAAUCGUAUGAUGGAUCAUGUUAUGACUUGCCUUGAAGAUAUAGCAGGUAUAACUGGUGCUAAUUCUCUUCGUAAUAAAUAUAAUACAUUUGAUCAUAAUCAUAUGAAAAAAUGGUUAUUACGUGAACAACCACAAGAAAAACUUGAUUUACGUUUAUGGCAAACAUUUCGUAACAUUGAUUUACAAACAGCUAUUAAAUUACAUGAAGAAAAUCCAGGUGCAAAACAAAUAAUAACAUCACAUUCACCUAAAUCACAAACAUUAUUUGCUGUUGUUAAUCCUUCGAGUACUAGUAGUCGAAAAGAGAGUAUCAUAUCGAAUAUUAUAACUAAAUCGGAUGAUUUUAUUAUAUUACCAACCAUAAAUAAUGAAUUGGUACCAUUGACAAAACCGGAUGAUAUAAAAAAUUUACUCCAUUCUAAGAUGUUUGAUACACAUCGACGAGCAAGUAUUUAUGCACGAAGUCAAGAUGAAGUAGAAAAUGAUGAAGAUCUUGAUCAAACUAUAAUUCAUAUUUUACAACCAUCAACAAUACUUGAUUCAUCCAGCUAUAUGUUAGAACAAUCAAUGGAUAAUUUACCAAGACAACGAAAAAAACCAAGCGAUUCAACAACAACAAAUCAAUCAUCAUUGAAAGAUAUAGACAUAUGUCGUUUUUAA
Molecule: messenger RNA, 2127 nt
Organism: Rotaria sp. Silwood2
Lineage: Eukaryota; Metazoa; Rotifera; Eurotatoria; Philodinida; Philodinidae
Source: the annotation of a GenBank genome assembly